GAGAGAGAGAGAGAGAGAGGGAGAGAGAGAGGAUAGAGGCCGGCCCACAGCACUGUACUGCCUGUAGUGUGUCUGCCUUCUGCCCUGUGGCUUCACUGAGCUCAAUUUAUCAAAAGCGACCAGGUUUUAUUAACAGUUCCCACAUCACACCAUUUGUGAAGAGAAGGACUUAAAGACGUACCUGUUGCAUAUAAAGGGCUACUUUGUGCUUGUUUUAUUCAAACUUCAACACCCAUCCCCCCUCUCUUGAAAGAACUGGAUGCUUUAUUUUAAAAGAAGAGAAUUUAAAUUGUGUUUGCUUACUGGAUUCAGGAUUGACAGACUGACACAGGUGUUGGAUGCUUCUGUCUACCGCCAGGUUUCCUCCUCCUAUUCAUGAAGAAGCUUGAUGGGAUUGAGUCCUUCUAAGAUUACCUUCCCAAGGAGUAAACAUUCUCAACUGUGAACAACUACCGCAGAGUGUGUUUUGGAUGGACGACAAAAAAGCUAGAGGUGCCAUAGGUCAAGAAUGUGAGAACAAUAUUGACCAUGAGGGUCUUCAUGUGAGGAUUUACCCAAUGGUCUGAAGUAUUUGUCUAUUUUGUCUUCUGCAUACUUUUCUGAAUUGGCCUGAAGGAUGCCAGCUAAGACGCCUAUCUAUCUCAAGGCAACCAAUAGCAAAAAGGGCAAGAAAUGCAAACUGAGGGAUAUCUUGUCCCCCGAUAUGAUUAGCCCACCACUUGGGGACUUCCGCCACACCGUUCACAUCGGGAAGGGAGGGGAACAGGAUGCGUUUGGAGAUAUGUCAUUUCUGCAAGGGAAGUAUGACCUUUUGCCUGGUCAAGAGGAUCCACGAUCUCUUCAGUUUAUCGGACACAACGAGUUUUCAAGGGCGAACAGCGCCUCAGAUGCCACUUUUUCAGAGACUCCCUCACCAGUGCUUAAAAAUGCCAUUUCACUUCCUGCCAUUGGUGGAUCACAAGCGCUUACUCUCCCCCUCCUUUCCACUGUCACUUUCACUCCAAACACUGAACCCCUUUUAUCUUUUAACCCUCCAGAGAAGCCAAAUAAGAAGGACUUACCAGAGAAAACUAAGCCCUUCUUUUCUGCUGUGAUGUUUCCUCCCAAACCCGAACCCCAGACACCUAGAAAGCAAUCCUCAGUCUCUUUAAUCAAAUCAGUAGAGCCCGAACUAACAGAGAGAAACAAGGCGGUUGAAAAUGGUAAAAUACAUACCGGUGAUAACGGCUAUAAAUGGUCUGCUCCUUGUUACUCCAAUGGUAACGGCAAAGUGAAUAAUUCAACAACUUUGUCAGGACAUUACGUCGACUGGUUUAAAAUCAAAACGGUAGAGGACAAUCUUCUUAAUGACUGUCAGUUUGAAUUUACAAAAGAAAAAAGUGCCUCGGAGAAAUCAAUCUCAAAUAUUACAGGAUCCCUGCUGUCCCUGGAACUUGACCUAGGACCUUCCAUUUUGGAUGAGGUCCUUAACGUUAUGGAUAACAAGUAAUGAUUUCAGAAUUGUAGAAGAUGGGAGAGAAAGGGAAACCUUUUAAACGAUACAAGAAUGGUGUUGAUUGCACACUUGUUUUGUUUUGAUCUGGGACAAGCACUCAUUUCUAGCAAAAUGAGGGGAAUGACAUGACACUCUUUAUAUGCAUUUUUAUUGAUCCAGUAGUUUGUUUUUGUUUGUUUUUGUGUUUUUUUUAGCUUCAGUAGAGUAUGCAUUAAAAAAGCUGUGAUGUAGUUUUUUUUUUACCAUAAAAGUAAACAUGGAUUUUUUUUUUUUUUUU
Molecule: messenger RNA, 1772 nt
Organism: Polyodon spathula (Mississippi paddlefish)
Lineage: Eukaryota; Metazoa; Chordata; Actinopteri; Acipenseriformes; Polyodontidae
Gene: cdc42ep3
Product: CDC42 effector protein (Rho GTPase binding) 3
Exons: 2
Coding region: 617-1489 (290 amino acids)
Source: RefSeq, a predicted model, not a curated record